GUGUUGAUGCUGACACAGGAAAUUAAGACAGUAUAUGAAGUUACAGACUGUUCACACAGCACACUUUCACACGGUUUCAAAUCAGCAGCAGCUCAGGACUUGAGAUCAAUAAAUACAAAGAAUUUUAUGCAUGUAAACACUAACGUGUGUUUCCUACAGGAUUGUCUGUUAAUGAAGAGAUGGACACAGCAGAGAAAAUAAUUAUUUUCUGUUUUCUGUUAGAAGGUGUUUGCUGUAGAGAUUUCAACAUCAGUCUGCCACAGAAGAUUAAAGCUCUCAUUGGAUCUUGUGUGAUCAUAAAGUGCAGAUUUGAGAUUAAAGAAGAAUAUGACGAACACCUCACCGAGAGAGCUACAGGAGUGUGGUACAAAGAUGGGACUAAUCUAAACAGAAAUGUAGUGUUUAACUCAAGCACAUCAAGCCAGAAAUCCUCUAUGAAAGGGAAAAUAAUUGGAAAAUUAAAAGAUAAGGACUGCACCACUAUCUUUUAUGACAUCAGAUCAAACCACAGUGGUCAGUAUUUCUUCAGGAUUGAGAGUGAAGGUAGACUGAAACAUACCUAUAUACAAGCCAAUGUUUCAAUAGAUGUGAUUGAGUCUCCUCCCAAACCCAGAGUGCAGCUGUAUGUGGAGCAGAAGGAGGUGCAGGGUCAGGAGGAGGUGUUGGAGAUGUUGGAGGGGAGCUCUGUGAGUCUGCGCUGCUCUGCUGAGACUCUCUGCUCCUCUCCUCCACCAACUCUCACAUGGAGCUCCACUCCCAGAAUCCUCCUCAAUGAGAGCAGCAGACUACAGGAUCUCAUCUCUAAUCUGAACUUCACUGCUACUCACCGUGAGCACGGAGUCACUUUCACCUGCACUAUAACCUACCAGCUACAGGAUAAGACCAAAACAGCACAGGACAGCAUCACACUACAUGUUCAGUAUUCACCCAAAAACACAGCAGUGUCUGUGAUUCCCUCUAGCUCUGUGUUGGAGGGCAGUUCAGUGACUCUGGUCUGCAGCAGUGAUGCAAAUCCAGCAGUGAUCUACACCUGGUCCAGAGAGAGUGAAGGACAGUUGAAACAGCUGCAGACUGGAGACACUCUUACCUUCAAUAGGACCGACCCGACACACAGAGGCUGGUACCACUGUACAGCUCAGAACCAACACGGCAGCCAAAACUCAUCUGUGAAGCUGGACAUUCAGAGUUUGAAUCAUUUCUCUUUGCUGAUUGGAGUUGCUGUUGUGGCUCUGGUGGUCAUGUUGUUAAGCGCCAUUACAUGCAUCUGUGUACGAAAAGGGAAUGGGAAACUUUCACAGACUACACAAAAAGGCACCAAGAGAAGUGAUCGAAGUACCAGUGAAGUCGCCCCACAUGAGAAUCAAGAUGACCCUGUUUAUGUCAUGAUGUCAUCUGCUGGAGCCGCAGCAAAUCAAGACUCCAUCAUUUAUUCCUCCAUUGUCUUCACAAAAUCAGAAUCACAAGAGUUUGGUAGCCUCUCUUCGCCUGACUACGCUGUGAAACAGGAUUGUUCUGAAGGGCUGUUAAAGACUGAGAGCUCAAUAGGAGAGUCUUCAAGAGCCAGAGAAGCACAGGUGAUUGUGAGUGCAAAUGUGCGAGCUAAAGAAGCAGAGGAAGAGCUGUUUGAAGACUCCUCUCAGAUUUACGCAAAGGUUAAACGGCAUAAGCCAUAGAAAACUAGAGAGUUUACCAUUCCUCUAUUAGUUGUUUUUCCAAAAAAAUAUAUAUUU
Molecule: messenger RNA, 1730 nt
Organism: Carassius carassius (crucian carp)
Lineage: Eukaryota; Metazoa; Chordata; Actinopteri; Cypriniformes; Cyprinidae
Product: sialic acid-binding Ig-like lectin 12
Exons: 7
Coding region: 180-1673 (497 amino acids)
Source: RefSeq, a predicted model, not a curated record